AUGCUGCUCCGGCCAGAUCACGGCCUCCGCGCGCCGCCGGCGCCCGCGCCCGCCCCUGCCCGGGCCUCCGCCUCCGUCUCCGCGGCGGCGCUCCCCGCCGUCUCCCGCCUCCCCCGCGGCGCGCUCCGGCUCCCCCGCGCGGCUUCUACACUCAGGGGCAAAGCGUCGAGCGCCGUGCGGGCGUCGGCUGGCUCCGCGGAGCCAGCGGGCAUGCCGUCGCUGGCGCACCGGGAGGUGGCGCGGGCCGUGGCGGAAGCGGCGGCGGCGCGGCUGGGCGCCCGGCUGCUGCCAUCGGCCGUGCCCGCCGACGUCGCCGAGUUCCGCAACGGCGACGGGACCGCCCUCGGCUCCCUGGACGUGCGCCGCGGCGCGCCCGACUCCUCGAUUGAUUUCAUGCUGCAGUCGUCGCUUCACUGCAAAGUCCCAAAUGGUGCAAUCGACAUCACGUCUCUUUUCAUCAACCUAAAUGCCUCGACGGAUGCACCACAUUUCAUCAUGGAGUUCAUCCAAGGCAGCCCAACAUCAAUGGUCGUGCUUCUGGACCUGCUCCCAAGGAAAGACCUCGCGCUCCAUCCAGAGUACAUCGAGAAGUACUAUGAAGAUACCGAGGUGGACAAGCAGCGCAAAAUCAUCGAACAAUUGCCGCAAGCCCGCCCGUACCUUUCGCCGUCUCUCUUCGUGCGCAGCGCAUUUUCUCCGACGGCGGUGUUCUUCACCAUUGACUGUGGGAAAGGAGGGGAGGGCACCUUGGAAGAGAUUGUGCAUGGUCAUCUUGCGUCAGUUGUGAAGGGGAUUCUUCAGAUCUGGCUUGAUACUUGCGCCAGUGACGCCUCAGAAAUGGAAGAGGGCGAGCGAGAGAUCAUGGUCAAGAGGGACCGAACUGUAAGAUCAAAAUCGAUUGAGGUUGACCUGACCGCGAAUUUGCCGAGGAUGUUUGGCCCCGACGUGUCCGGACGCAUCAUCGCUGAAAUUCGUAAGGCCUUUGGGGUACAAGAGGCCUAGGAUUCAGAAGUACAAAUGUGACUUUAGAUUACAAACCAAUGGGAAUGUAAAUAAUUAUUUGGUGGAAAACGUUUCUAAUUUGCAGUA
Messenger RNA from Hordeum vulgare subsp. vulgare (domesticated barley), 1089 nucleotides. RefSeq names its product red chlorophyll catabolite reductase. Gene Ontology annotation, biological process: chlorophyll catabolic process. Gene Ontology annotation, cellular component: chloroplast. Gene Ontology annotation, molecular function: red chlorophyll catabolite reductase activity. The coding region runs from base 1 to 1002 and encodes 333 amino acids. The transcript is spliced from 2 exons. The record is from RefSeq and is a predicted model, not a curated record. Lineage: Eukaryota; Viridiplantae; Streptophyta; Magnoliopsida; Poales; Poaceae.